Trypanosoma grayi is the source of this 432-nucleotide messenger RNA. RefSeq lists its product as hypothetical. The transcript has a single exon. The record is from RefSeq and is a predicted model, not a curated record. Lineage: Eukaryota; Euglenozoa; Kinetoplastea; Trypanosomatida; Trypanosomatidae. Bases 1 to 432 code for a protein of 143 amino acids.
AUGCUUCGGCGUAGCACUAUCGCGGCAGACAGCUUCAAGGAGCACUAUCACCGUGUCCACCUCCCACGACGGUUGGCGCUGCAACGCUACAUCCGCCAGCAGGGACUCCGAAACAAGGCCAAGACUCAGCAAGAGGUGCCUUACAGGUACAACCGCUGGUGGGUCAACGCCGAUCACGAGUUCGUGCAUCAAUACGCCUUUGUAGAGGAUCCAGAGGUGACGAAAGCUAAGCGUGAGGCGCUGCCGCCUGUGACGAAGGAAAACAUCUGGAAGGAGCCCCAGCAAACAUUCUUCCUGCCGUUCGCUCCCUACAUCCGCGUGGUGGAUUAUCCGAAGGAUCCUGAUGCAAAGUUCCUGAAACCGGUGAAUGUCCCCCGUUGGAAGGACUACAUGCAGCGCACAAAGCCGGUCGUGCCACGAACGUGGUAUUAA